This is a messenger RNA of Labeo rohita (rohu), 723 nucleotides long. RefSeq names its product chemokine (C-C motif) ligand 27b (gene ccl27b). Gene Ontology annotation, molecular function: chemokine activity. Lineage: Eukaryota; Metazoa; Chordata; Actinopteri; Cypriniformes; Cyprinidae. Bases 139 to 426 code for a protein of 95 amino acids. Gene Ontology annotation, cellular component: extracellular region. The record is from RefSeq and is a predicted model, not a curated record. The transcript has 3 exons. Gene Ontology annotation, biological process: immune response.
GAGGUGUUUGAGUUUGUAUUUGUCUGUCACUGGAGCGAGUGCUGGUGUUUGCGGUUUGAUAGGAGGAGUUUAACGGCUCAUAUAAGAGCGUGUGUGAGAGUUUCAGAUCCCACAGGAUUCACAGCAAACCUCAGCGAUAUGGAGAUGAAGCUCAUAGUGGUUGGGAUUUUACUGUUCGUCACCUUCAGCGCCGUACAAGUUUCAGGUGUCACACCCAAAUGUUGUGUUCAAACGACUCCAAAGUUUACUAAGGAGAUGCUGAAUAAAGUCACCAAGUAUGAGCGCCAGACAAACCACGGCGUCUGCGCCAUCAAUGCGCUCGUUCUUCACACUAAUGAGAAGCGAUACUGCUUGAUGCCCACACUGGAGCCAUACCUGAAGGUACACCUGAGGAGGCAUAGGCGGCAUGGUUUGAAAAACGCCUGAAUGGACGAGAUCUGGACAAACGUUUGAACUUCACUCAAAAAAAGCCUUCGUGAAAGCAUUUACUCAUUGUCUCUGUUUGCAUAUUUUUCUACAUCUUCAAAUAAAUUCAGUGAACUUGCGUAUGUAGCUGCUCCAGUUUUAAAACUGCUUUCUUGUAACAAAUGUUUUCUGAUAUUUCAGGUGUUUUAAAAUGUUUUAUGUUUGUGCUUCAAGUAUGAGAAAGUCACAUAAACCAAAUGUUUUACUUUACAAGGUAACACAGUUUCUUGUAUCUGAAUUAAAGAGUUGUCAGCUUGA